Protobothrops mucrosquamatus (brown spotted pit viper) is the source of this 600-nucleotide messenger RNA. RefSeq names its product potassium voltage-gated channel subfamily B member 1-like. Gene Ontology annotation, biological process: protein homooligomerization; potassium ion transmembrane transport. Gene Ontology annotation, cellular component: voltage-gated potassium channel complex. The record is from RefSeq and is a predicted model, not a curated record. NCBI's taxonomy places the organism in Eukaryota, Metazoa, Chordata, Lepidosauria, Squamata, Viperidae. The coding region runs from base 1 to 600 and encodes 199 amino acids. Gene Ontology annotation, molecular function: protein binding; delayed rectifier potassium channel activity. The transcript has a single exon.
AUGCCUGCAGGAAUGAAUAAACAUGGAUCUCGAUCUACUACCUCUUUGCCCCCGGAUCCCAUGGAGAUUGUCAGGAGCAAAGCUUGUUCCAGAAGGGUCAAGCUUAAUGUGGGGGGCUUGGCACAUGAGGUUUUAUGGCGAACCUUGGACAGGUUACCACGGACAAGAUUGGGUAAACUCAGAGAUUGCAAUACUCAUGAAUCCCUGAUGGAUAUAUGUGAUGACUAUAACUUGGAGGAGAAUGAAUAUUUCUUUGAUAGGCACCCAGGGGCAUUUACUUCUAUCUUGAACUUUUACCGCACAGGCAAGUUGCACAUGAUGGAGGAAAUGUGCGCCUUGUCCUUCAGCCAAGAACUGGACUAUUGGGGAAUUGAUGAAAUUUAUCUAGAAUCUUGUUGCCAGGCAAGGUAUCAUCAGAAAAAGGAACAGAUGAAUGAAGAGCUCAAGAGAGAAGCAGAAACCAUGCGUGACAGGGAGGGAGAGGAAUUUGAUAACACUUGCUGUGCAGAGAAGAGAAAAAAACUCUGGGACCUUUUGGAGAAGCCCAAUUCUUCUGUAGCAGCCAAGGUAAUAUCCAAUCUAUCCAUUCUUGAUCUGUGA